This is a messenger RNA of Amyelois transitella, 2155 nucleotides long. Its product is annotated as putative nuclease HARBI1. The coding region runs from base 390 to 1535 and encodes 381 amino acids. The transcript is spliced from 5 exons. Lineage: Eukaryota; Metazoa; Arthropoda; Insecta; Lepidoptera; Pyralidae. The record is from RefSeq and is a predicted model, not a curated record.
UCUUGUAGCAGUAUUGUUUCAAUAUUACUUUUGAAAUUUGUACCAUGACACUUAGAAAACAAUAUUACUUUAAGCUUACAUUUCUUAGCAGUUUUGAUGACGUCACAACGAAACGUUCAUUCAAUUUCGUACUAUAAGCCGUUAUUUGACAACUAGUAAUAUUGUUUUUACGUCAAUUUUUGCGAUCUUAAAAAAGUUGGUCGGAUGCCAUGGAAACAAAACUUUUUUCAUAUUGAGUGUGAUUCCUUCAAUGCUUACAAACCACUUGAAAACCUUAUGAGACAUUUGAGUGUUGAAAUAAGUAAGCAUAAAGUGUUUACUGUGUUAGUUACGUUACGUUAGUGUUUGAAGGUGUUUGUUUACGUGAUAUAUAUAAAACAACGUUUGUAAUGGCUAAUGAAUACGAGAUCUUUGAAUACUUGGAAGAAGAAGACGACCAUGAAGAUAGUGUAAGGAGGAAGCAGGCAGCAAAGGAGCGGCAUAGACGAUUACGGGAUCAAUGUGAUCCGUUUGAAAUAUACACGGAUGCUCAAUUUGUUAAGGAGUACCGAUUGACCAAAACACUAGCUCGCGAUUUAUGUGAAGAGAUUCGACCUUUCCUUAAAACACCACAAAAAGCUACUGACUUGUCGGUGGAGACAAAGGUUUUGACUGCUUUGUCAUUUUUUGCCACAGGGUCUUAUCAAAGACCUACAGGAAAGAUUCAAGGGCAUUUUGUAGCUCAGCAAACUGUGUCUACUGUCAUAAAUGAAAUUUCAAAGUGCCUAAAUAAUACAUAUUUUAGAGAAAAAUAUAUUCACUUUCCUAAUAAUAGUGAUGAACAAAACAAAAUAAAAACAAGAUUUCAUAACAAGUUUAAUAUUCCGGGAGUAUUAGGAUGCAUUGAUGGCACUCAUGUUGCUAUUGUGCGUCCUAACCAGCAUGAAGACAGAUAUUUUUGCAGAAAGGAUUACCAUUCUCUAAACGUACAAUUGGUUUGUGAUGCUGACAUGCAAAUUAUAAGUGUUGAUGCCAGUCAUGGAGGUGCAACUCAUGACUCUUUCAUUUGGUCUAGUCAUCCUUUAAAGGACUACAUGGAAGAACUAAGUAAUAAUGAAAAUGUAUGGUUUCUUGGUGACUCUGGAUAUCCAUUAAGACGGUACAUGAUGACGCCUGUUUUAAAUGCAGCACCAAAUACACCAGAGGCACAUUAUACAAAUUUGCAUGUGCAUACUAGAAAUAUAAUUGAACGCACAAUUGGUCUUUUAAAAGCACGAUUCCGUUGUUUACUACUACAUAGAAGAUUGCACUAUCAACCAGAGGUAGCUGGUUCUAUUGUAAAUUCAUGUGUUAUAUUACAUAAUAUGUGCAAUGGAGCCAAGCUACCUUCGCAAGAGUUAACUACAGAAGAAAGACAAGAAGAAUCGCGAUUAGUGGCAAUUUAUUCUGCACAUAGUAGUAUUCCAGUGACGGAAGGAGGGCGUGGUAACGUAGCACUCCAGCAGGGUGUGGCCGUGAGGAACGCUCUCAUUCAGCGACUCUGGGAAAGGCGCUAGACAUUAUGCUGAAAAUAAUAAUGUAGUACUUUUAAUCACAUACAAAAUUUUAGUGCUUAUUAUUUUAUUUAUUUUCUCAGUAAUACAUAGGUAUUUGGAUUUUUACUUACUAAAAUCAAGUUUACGGAAAUUAAGUUAUAAUUUUUAUUUUAUUUAGAUUUCAUUUCAGAAUAACACUAAUAGCUAAUAUUAAUUUUAUAAUAUGUAUAUUAGUCCUUUAAAAUAAAGUAUUUUUUGAUGAAAAGUAUGUUGUCAUUACCUUUUUAUAUCCCGUAUAUCAUCUUGUAUCGUUUUUAGACUAUUGGCAAUAAGUGCCAGGCUUCGGUGCACACCCUCCAUGGCAUUACUGCUACGCACACUGGCCUCUGUUUUUUCUUGGGCCGACUGCACGAGAAGACGCCUAGCGUCCUCCACUAGGCUGGGGAGAUGGUGCCAAUAAUUCUGGCUCUUCUCUCUCUGCUCUCUCCCCCUCAACUACCGCAGGAAAGGGAUCCUCCAAUAUGGCUUGCUCAGUGUCCAUAUGCCUAUCCACUUCAUGCGAAGGUCCUGCACCAUCAUCAAACACCUCGAGUUGUACAAGUGAAGGUUCUUCCAUACCUUCCCUUGUCAAAAUGGACUGU